Molecule: messenger RNA, 615 nt
Organism: Loa loa (African eye worm)
Lineage: Eukaryota; Metazoa; Nematoda; Chromadorea; Rhabditida; Onchocercidae
Product: larval allergen
Exons: 3
Source: RefSeq, a predicted model, not a curated record
AGCAAGAAGAAUAUAGUGAAGAACAUCUUGAAAAUGAAGAUCAUGAUGAAUAUCAGGACGAAUCUGACGACGAAUUCGACGACGAAUUCGAUGAAGAAUUCGACGAAGAAUUCGACGACGAAUUCGACGAAGAAUUUGAUGAAAAGAAUGAAGAUCAACAUGAUAUUGAUGGAGACAAUGAUAAUGACAAAGAGAGUGAAGAUGAAGAUGGAACUGAUGAAAACAUUGAAGAGGGAGACAAGAAUCACGAUGAAAGUGAAGAAUAUGGAUAUACGGCUAAAGGGGAAUUCAUUGAAACUGAUGGCAAAGAGAAAAAAUGCGUCACUCACGUAGAUUGCUAUGACCAACGUGAACCACAGCAAUGGUGCAUAUUGAAAGAGGACCAGUCAUGGACUGACAAAGGUUGUUUCUGCGACGAAAAAAAGCUUUCGUGCGUUAUUGAACGCAAAAGCGCUGGCAAGUUGCAAUACGCUUAUUGUGCUCCUCAGCAAGGCUGGAAUUGUUUAUACGAUUAAUGACAUGCGAUAUCAAUUUUCCAAUAUUUUAAUUCCUUCUAAUAGCCAACAAUUAACAGUAUCUGUUGCGUACUGUAAUUUUUAUUAAAUACAAUCUGCU